Messenger RNA from Entrophospora candida, 299 nucleotides. The record is from the annotation of a GenBank genome assembly. NCBI's taxonomy places the organism in Eukaryota, Fungi, Glomeromycota, Glomeromycetes, Entrophosporales, Entrophosporaceae.
ACUUAAUCAUGAACGACAACAACGUUAUCGCAAAAACAAAAGAAAUGUGGAUUCAGAUGGCCCUACGGAACUUGACCACCCAGGAGAAAAGAAGGAAGAACAUCAACGAAGACUUAAUCAUGAACAACAAUGGCAUUAUCAUGAAAACAAAAGAGAUGUGGAUUCAGAUAGCCCUACAGGACUUGAGCAAUUUUUAGAAAAUAACAUGUCUACCCCUGCUGAGCAAGAAGUAGUUAUUCCUCUGACUACUGUUCUUCUAAAAACAUUAAAAGUGCGUGUUUAUCCAUGGUGUUCACAAG